Messenger RNA from Lonchura striata (white-rumped munia), 1578 nucleotides. Lineage: Eukaryota; Metazoa; Chordata; Aves; Passeriformes; Estrildidae. The record is from RefSeq and is a predicted model, not a curated record.
GGCUUUGCUCUAGCCUGCAAAUAUUUCAUUCCUUGUUGCAGGCACAGGUACCACGACAUGAGGGCUGUAUUCCUGGUGCUGCUCCUCUGGGAUGUGGCCUAUGCUUACCCUGAUACUGCAAAUGAAGAUUACAUUGGCAAGCUGGGCAACCACCUAGAUGGUGGAGAUGGCAGACAUCCUCCUGCCAGUCCAGAGGCAGGGGAAAAUGCACUUGCCAGGGACCUGACGGGUGGGAAUGCCGUGGAUGAGCUCAGUGGCCAAGAUGUGGGAGGCCGAGCUGGGCAGGCUCAGCAUGUGAAUCAGGACCACAAAGACGUGAGCGUCCGCAAUGGGAAUGACCUUGGUUUCCUGGAGGUGGAUGCGCGUGACGCUGACGAUGCUGACAAUGGAGACCACUACGGCACCAGCGCCAGCAGGUUUCCCUCCCACGGCGGCGGGUUCCUGGACGAGGAGGAUGACAGCGGGGACGACACCUUCGAUGCCAAUGGGGAAGAGGAGAGGGGUGAAGGCCCCACCUACGUGGCUGGUGCUGAUGGGGCAGGGGAACACGAGCAUGAUGCUGGCCGUGGGGCCGGCAUGGGGCAUGGCGACAGCAGCAGCAGCAGCAGCGAGAGCGUCGGGGCAGACCACCAGCGCUACAGGAGCUACGGCUUUGGCCGUGCUUACAGGCACAGAGGGGCCAGCAGCAGCAGCCAGGAGGAGGAGAGCUACGACUUCCACGAUGAAGCUAUGCAGGGGGAUGAUCCCUCUGUCUUCGAUGGCCCAGGCAGCAGCUACAGGAUGCGCCACGCUGGCCCCCGUGCUCUGGGGAACAGCGGGGACAGUGCCCAGGGGGCUGGCUCCCACCACUGGGAGGAGGGUGACAGCAGGUCCCCUGAGGUGGAGGAUGGUGACUCUGGAGAAGACAGCCCAUCUGUGGAGAACAGUCAGUCAGAAGAGCCUGUUGACAGCCAGUCAGAGGAAAAAAGCUCCAGCCACUCCAGGGAGGAUGGGGAUGGGGAUGGGGAGGAUAGCCCCUCCAGGGAGGAUGAGGACAGUGAGUCCAGGGAGAGCACUGCUGAGCAGUCAGAUGAAGAGCUAGGGGAGACCCCGGAGGUGGUGAGAACCUUGAAUGAACACAGCAACAGUCGAACAUGGGAACAACAGGAGGACUGGGAUUCUGCUGAGGACAGGAGUGUGCCAUCCACACCUGACAGUGAAUCCAGGGAAGAAGAGGGUGAACUGAACAAGUCCAGUGAAGAUGAUGAUGACACUGUGGAGGAGUCAGAGGAGAAUGAGAAUGACUCUGUGCCAAGCACAUCAGCUGAGAGCCCAGAGUCCCCAGAGGAUGACAGCAGCCCAGAGGACAACACAGGUGAGGACAGCAGGUCCACAGAGAGCGACAACAGCGAGUCCCAGGAAGAUGAGGAUGACAUGGAGAGCCACUCCCAGGAGGAUACCACCCGUGAGUCCAGCAGCCACGGGGAUGACAGCUCCGUGCAGAGCCUGGAGAGUGGGGGCCGCAAGCAGCGGCUGGGCGCCCUCCGCCACAGACCUGCUGCUGACUAUGAUGACAAUGACUGCCAGGAUGGGUACUGA